UGUGCUCAAAUAUGGCUUCCGAAAACAACACAUCUGACGGCGAAAGUGAGUUGCUGGGGCUAUUUCGACGAUUGCUGGUGCUCUGGUAGCCAAGACCUUAGCGGAGACGAGCUUUGAGAAGCCUCGCGGUUCGCCGAGUCCUGCCAUGGCUGGUCAGCGCAACAACAGCAGCAGCAAUGGAAGCACUAACCAGCAGCAGCAGCAACAGACAGUCGACAGGGAAAGCGGGGAGACUGAAGCGAAAAUUCCUAAGACAAGCUGCGAGGAGAACAGUCAGAAUGGUGCACCCACACCCCAGGUUGCAGAGGAUGGUGACGCCGAGAGCUUGGUGGCCAGCAAGCAGCAGUCGUUACAAGAGGAAGAUGGCAAGGAGGAGGGCGGGGAGGAGGAGAGUGCCGUGCCGCUGGUCGUGAUGUACAACAAGCGGCGGUACGACGUCAAGGUGGCGCUCUCGGCCAAGAUGGCCAAGCUCAAGGAGGAAAUACAAAAGCUCACCGGAGUUCCGCCUGCGAUGCAAAAGCUGAUCUACAAAGGGGCUCCCAAACCAGACGACAACAAGAGUCUGGUGGAGUUGAAUCUGUCUGCCAACGCCAAGCUCAUGCUGGUCGGCUCCACCCUCGACGAUGUGCUCAACCUAGAAGUCCCCACGCCCGAGCAGCUCAAGGACGACACGCCACAGGCCGCUAAAGAGCCAAUCAGUAAACAAAAAUUGCACCAGAAAGUAGUUGAUAAAGGGGUUCCAGAAGACGCCAUCCCAGGAAUCCGCAAUGUCAAAGACUCACUGCCAGCUGCCCCGCUUUCGGGAAUGUUAAAUAAAUCUGGAGGGAAGGUGCGCCUCACGUUCAAGCUUGAGCUAGACCAGGUUUGGAUCGGCACGAAAGAGAGGACAGAAAAAAUAAACAUGAGCUCUAUUAAACAAGUGAUCAGCGAGGCUAUUGAAGGUCACGAGGAGUACCACAUAAUGGCUCUUCAGCUUGGGACAACAGAAGCCUCCCGAUACUGGAUCUACUGGGUUCCCGCGCAGUAUGUGGAUGCCAUCAAGGAAACCAUCCUAGGAAAAUAGGCACAGUACCUCACAAAUUGACUGGAAUCCAGAUGCGGGAGAAAGGGGAGAAGAAACAACUGAAAAACAGCCAUAACGGAAGUAGAAGCGAAAGGUUCCUGUGCUCUCUCCUCUUGUUCUUAUGUUCAGUGUGGAUGACGUCCGAGAGUGAAAGAAACACUUUGACGAGCAUGGUAUUUUUGCAAUUUUACACUCGGGGCGUCACUUCCCUUUCUGUCCCCCCGCUGUGUGAGUGACGCUGAAGCACGGGCGUUCCCACGGUUGCGUGCUGUGAGAAAAUAAAAAAAGAAUUGUGACAGUGGA
Dermacentor albipictus is the source of this 1366-nucleotide messenger RNA. Its product is annotated as ubiquitin domain-containing protein UBFD1-like. The record is from RefSeq and is a predicted model, not a curated record. Gene Ontology annotation, molecular function: RNA binding; cadherin binding. NCBI's taxonomy places the organism in Eukaryota, Metazoa, Arthropoda, Arachnida, Ixodida, Ixodidae.